AUGUCACAUGAAUCGAAUUGUGCAUCGGAAGGAGUUAAUAAUGAGAUGAAUGAUAAAACUGUGUUUGCUACUUCAUCUUUGCUUGAACAACAACAGGAAUCAGAAAUGGCACAAUUUACACAACCAGAGAGAUGUCAUGAUGAUUUAGAAACAGGCAGGAGCAUAUAUUGCAACCCAAAUUUAAGGGUAGACCCAAAUAUUAUUUAUGCUAUUGAUAUGGAUUACUUUGGAUCAAGAACUUCUACUCUCUUUACUUCUUCACCAGGAGUAAUAGACGUCCCAGUAGUACGAAAUGAUUAUACGCUACCUGUGCAAAAUAGAAAUAUGUCAACACAGGACAUACAAUCACACUCAUCUCCUUCGCCAAAUAGACGUAGAAUAACGAGACGGAGAAAAAUAAUGAAGAAGUUAAAACAUGGCGUAGACAAAUUUGGUGGUGCUGUAUCUUCUGUAAGACACCUUCAACGGAAAACGCAAGAACAUAAUUUGAGUAAUGGAAGAAAUACAAUAUCGCAACAAAAAAAUACCUAUGAAAAUACAAGAGUAGAAGUUGCUACAUCAAAAGACAGAUCAUCAAAAGGUGCAUCCCACAAAGGUAGUUUAUCGACAAAAAAAUCCUCAAAAAAUGUUUCACUAAAAAGUACAGCAUCAAAAGAUGCCAAACAUAUGCAAGUGAGAUGUAUUAUAUAUGAUACAGAAAGUUAG
Thelazia callipaeda (thelaziosis nematode) is the source of this 705-nucleotide messenger RNA. The record is from the annotation of a GenBank genome assembly. NCBI's taxonomy places the organism in Eukaryota, Metazoa, Nematoda, Chromadorea, Rhabditida, Thelaziidae.